Messenger RNA from Arachis ipaensis, 1727 nucleotides. RefSeq names its product protein RETICULATA-RELATED 4, chloroplastic. The record is from RefSeq and is a predicted model, not a curated record. Lineage: Eukaryota; Viridiplantae; Streptophyta; Magnoliopsida; Fabales; Fabaceae.
GCACAUGAGAAGUAACGCCCUCCGUUGUCGGCUUCAAAAGCAGAGAGGAAAACAACGAAAUUGACCAAAACCUCAAAAAACCAACAACUACAUUUGCCUACUCAUUAAAAGUAUUAAACACUUUGUUACGCCUUACAAAAACCACAACAACAAGAAGAAGAAGAAGAAAAAGAAAGCCAACUUCUAAAACGACAUCGAUUACAAUGUCGUCGUUCGCUUUCUCUUUCACUCCAGCUCCCUCCUCCUCCUCCUCCACCUAUUCCCCUUUUUCUUCUUCCAAAACUAACCCUCCCUUCUUCGCUUCCUUUUCUUCUUCUUCUUCCUCAUUUUCUCUUCGUCUUGCUUCACCUCCCUCCUUUUCUUCCUUCUCUUUCGGAAUCAACCGCCGCACAGAUCCCGCUUUCGUUCUCCAUUCCACCGUCGAAGUCGCCGGCGGCGGCGGCGAUCACGGAUCCAUCGGCGGCGGUCAUGGAGGAGGUGGUCACGGCGGAGACGACGACGGCAAUGCGGGCGAGCACGGGAGGAAGAAGGAGGCGAUGAUGGUGCUGGCGGAGGCAGGGAGGUCGUUGGAGAGCGUGCCUUCAGACUUGGCGGCCGCCAUCAAGGACGGAAAGAUCCCCGCCUCCGUGGUGUCACGGUUCUUGGAGCUUGAGAAGAAUCCAUUCUUCCGGUGGCUUCUUCAGUUUGGUGGAUUCAAGGAGCGUCUUCUUGCCGAUGAUCUCUUCCUCGCUAAGGUUGGCAUGGAGUGUGGCGUUGGCAUCUUCACCAAGACUGCCGCUGAGUAUGACCGCAGGAGAGAAAAAUUCUUUGACGAGCUGGAAAUAGUUUUCGCAGAUGUGGUGAUGGCCAUACUUGCAGAUUUCAUGUUGGUUUAUCUUCCUGCACCUACCGUGUCUCUUAGACCGCCGCUUGCAAUCAAUGCAGGCCCCAUUGCUAAGUUCUUCCACAACUGCCCGGAUAAUGCAUUCCAGGUUGCUCUCUCUGGGACAUCAUAUUCUUUGUUACAGAGGUUUGGUGCAAUAGCGCGUAAUGGGGCUAAGCUUUUUGCUGUUGGAUCUGCAUCAUCACUGGUCGGGACAGCUGUGACAAAUGCCUUGAUUAAUGCAAAGAAGGCUGUUGAUAAGUCUUCCUCUGGAGAAAUCGAAAAUGUUCCAAUAUUAUCUACCAGUGCUGCCUAUGGUGUCUAUAUGGGAGUUUCUAGCAACCUCAGGUACCAAGUACUUGCUGGAAUUAUAGAACAAAGGAUUUUGGAACCAUUGCUGCACCAGCACAAACUCAUGCUCAGCGCGCUUUGCUUUGCUGUUAGAACCGGCAACACUUACUUGGGUUCAUUAUUGUGGGUGGAUUAUGCUCGAUUUAUCGGGGUUCAGUAGGGCGCAACACCAACGGCACAGGGUUUGGAAUUUGGAUACCCUCUUUGUUGAUUGACUUCCAAGUUUUUUGUUUCAAGACCGUCAUUUUGCUUCAAUAGUGGCCAUCACAAAAACAAUUUGUUUUUCUUGGGAGGUUUGGUCAUAGGAAUAGUCCAUUAGAUUUUUAUUUAUAUGCUCAUUGUUUGAGCACGCUACGUUAUUUUUUUUUUCUCUCUUGUUUUCCUCAUUCAAUUGAUGAUAAGAGGAUGUUCACAUAAUUUUAAACACAAGCAUAAACAGAUUGAAGGAUAUUGAAGGAACAAUAUUUCUUUUCUUUUUUCAAUAAUAUCUAGCAUGAGGUACUGGUUUUGCAUA